Molecule: messenger RNA, 1287 nt
Organism: Soboliphyme baturini
Lineage: Eukaryota; Metazoa; Nematoda; Enoplea; Dioctophymatida; Soboliphymatidae
Source: the annotation of a GenBank genome assembly
AUGACGACAGUAAGUUCGAAUCCUUUGGCUUACAUUGCCGGCAUGGUAAGUGUCCGCAGACGUACAGAUUGUUCGCUUGUCGUGGAAGAAGAAGAGGAAAAUAAGUUAAAUAAACGGGCCACCGCUGUACGACCUGCCGUUUGUUUCAACACAGAAAAAGGCGACGAUUCGACUGAGGACGUAAACGACAAUAAGACCGAAAUACGGAACACGACGAAGCAAAGACAUUUUUCAAAAGCAGAAUCUGUAGAGCUUUCAGAAAAUACCGCGAGGGAAGUUAAAGUUGAGCUACUUUCAUCCGGAAACGAAUCUUUCAAAUCUUCCUCGGAAUUUCCGCUGCGGACCGUGGUGAAUGAUGUUCCAAAGGUCAAUUCGUCAAAGAACAGUGAUAUAUGCGUAUCUUCGACCCUUCUACACGAAAGUUACCCCAGACGAACGGUGACAGAAAAAUCACCAGAAAAUCGACUGUCAAAAGUCAAGCGUAAGAACAGUGCAUUGUCUCAGAAUCGCCGGACUUCUAAGAGAAGCUGCAGCCGAGGUGUUAACUCGACCCAGUUGAAGGAAGCCGUGAUUGUCAUGAACGAUUCGAUGCAGUUCAUCCCCAAAAUCCCUGAAGAAAGCAACACUUUGGUUUUGGACACUCCUUCGAAGGAAGAAGCCUUUGCGGACUUCUCCUUCGUAACGGAGGAAACACUUUCUUGUGCAGCCACCAUUGCUGUACCGAAUCAUGCGGAAUUAAAACAAGAAGAAGCCGCGAAACGACGUGAAGAACUUCUGCGACAAAAGGUUGAGAAGCAACGAAGGGAGGACGAACGACGGCAACAGAAACUAGCUGCUGCAAAAUCGUCUAAAACUCAUGCCGAUGUUUUGCAGCCUACGCUUCAACACAAAGGCGCUUCCGCCCUGAAGAAUUCUUCCCGACAUCUUGCGGCUAAGGCUGUCAAACCAGUGGAGAUGACACAGAAUAAAGUAUCAAAAGUCGUUAACAAGGUAGAGACUGCAUCACAAAAUUAUGACAUUGCUGACCUGAGUUCGGGAGAUGAAACAGAUGACGAAGAAAAACCAAAGAAGCGAGUACCUUCGUGGGCUACAGGUGAACAGCUUAAAGCGCGUCUCAUUUACGACUACUAUAAUCCACCAGAUUUCAACAAGAUUUUUCGUAUCGAGACGUUGCCUCAGGAGGACAGCGGCCCUGACGAAAUCCCGGCGCAGCGGCGAAGAGCCAAUUCCGCCCGAGCUGGCGAAAUCGAAAUCGAAACCGAAGUGCAGCCGGCAGCAACGCUUUAA